Messenger RNA from Plasmodium gaboni, 534 nucleotides. RefSeq lists its product as hypothetical. The record is from RefSeq and is a predicted model, not a curated record. Lineage: Eukaryota; Apicomplexa; Aconoidasida; Haemosporida; Plasmodiidae. Bases 1 to 534 code for a protein of 177 amino acids. The transcript is spliced from 4 exons.
AUGUCAAAACCUACUGUUGUAUUUUAUCAUAUCAUAAAUGAUAAAGAAGAUAAAAAUUCACAAAACGUUUUUUAUAUUUUAAAGCCUAUAGGUUCCAUAACAUUGAAGGAUAUCAAAAAUGAAUUUCCUUUGAUAGGAACAUAUCACUUCAGAUUUAAAAUUCUUCAUAAUAAUAUUCCUGCUUGGGUUGAUGUUAGUGAUGAAUCAUCUCCUGUGCCUAGUCUUAAUUCAUGCAUAUACGCAAAAGUUUUGAGACUAAGCUGGCUAGAUAAUAAAACGGGAAAGGAAAUAACUAACGAUAAAAAUUUACAUGAUCAAGAUAUGAUGAAAUCAUAUAAAAAUGAUAAAAUGAUUUAUCAUCAAGGAAAUGAAAAAAACCAUAUGGAUGAACAUAUGCAGGAAUCACAGAAAACAAAAAGUAAUAUCGAUAUGUUAUUAUUUGAGACAGCACCAAAUAAAUCUAAUCAAACUAAUGUAAACCAAAAAAAUGAUGAUUCUAAAGAUCAAAACUAUUUUGAUUUAAUGUUUAAUUAG